AUGUCCCCAGGCGCCUCCUCCUCCUCGCUGCAGCAGCAGCAGCAGCAGAACCACCACCAGCACAACCAACGCCCGCAGAGCAGCACCAGCGGCAGCAUCCACAGCAAUGGCGCCCCCUCGCACGAGGACCAGCUCGACCGCCAGAUGCUGCGGCAUCUCAUGCGGAAAUAUGGCGGCGCCGAGGGUCUGUCGCGAUUGAUGCUCGAGGAGAAUGGUCCCCCCCUCGACAGCGCGUCCGAGAUCACGACGAGCACCUUCUCCAGCGUCGAAUCGGCGCCCACCUCCCUCUUUGACAGCGGCUCCAGCAUCCGGUCGGAGGAAACGGGCUCGGGACGCGGGAGCAUCAUUUCCAACGUAUCCGCCCGCACGGCCAAGUUCCUGAGUCGCUCGAGCGAGGACGUGCACGCGUCCGCAUCCCCAUCCGCCGCCGCCAAGCAGCGAGGGACAUUUACCUGCGGCUUCUGCUCCGAAGAGGGCGUCGUCAAGACGUGCACGCGCAAGAACGACCUCAAGCGCCACAUUGAGGAUUUCCACUACACAAACGCCCAGUGGCAGUGCCGGCAGCGGUCCUGCGGCCAAAUGUUCGACUGGGCCACCGUCUACAAGACGCACAUCAAGGUCGUCCACGGCGGCUCGCGGAGCACCAACCUCGACGACGCCCGCAUCGAGCUCUGCCCCCAGCAGGUCUUUGCCUGCGGCUUCGAGAACUGCAUACAAGUCUACGAGACGACCCGCGACGGCGAGGAGGCCCUCGCCUUUAAGAACUACGUCGCCCACGUCAUCAAGCACCUCGACGAGGGCUCCAACUCGGGCGACUGGUCCUACUCCACACGGAUACGCAACCUCAUGCGCCAGAGCGGCACCCUACGCGCCUGGACAGAGAGCGACUGGCCCGAGAGCGAGCGCAACAAGCUCGUCUGGACGCCCCAGACCAGCGUCGUCCUACGGAAGCAGCUCGAGACCAAGCACCUGGGCGAUCUGCGCAUGCUCGUGCAGUACGCCAUCGCCCUCGGCUCUGAUCCGGAGAGCGUGCCUGCCAUUAGCAACGGCCUGCCCAUCAGGGAAGAGUGUCGUCUACACGGUGGUGAGAGGAUCCGCAUACAGGGUGCGCAGAGGGCCCCGUCACAGCCCUAUCCCCAACAGCAGCAGUUGAUGAGGCAGGGUUCCGCCACGGGCGAUGAUCCCUUUCAGUUCAGGAUAUCGCGGGGCGGCACCACAAACAACCCCCAGCUCGCCGAGUACUACGCCACGCAGCGACGCAUGCAGCAGUUCACCACGAGGCCACCUGUGCGCUCGGGUCGGUCGGCGCGGCCCCCCGUCCGGACGAUCCCCGCCCAGCAACAGCAGCAACAGCAACAGCAACAGCAGGCUCUACAACAGGACAUGUUCGAUCCGACUGGGUACUACCACGGACAGCCGUCGUUCGCGGCGGCCAGCGGCGAGGGGGGCAUCGUGGCCGACGAUAUUCGGAGUCUGCGCAGCCUUGCGAGCAGUCACUCGGGCGGCGACGUGGACAUGGGCGACGGGCCGUCCAUGGAGGGCGGGUAUGGUCUCCCGGACCAGAGGGCGUUUUACGGCCUCCAGGCUGGGCCUGGCGAGGUCAAGAUGGAGCCGCCGUUUGCGUACCAGCAGGGGUAUCAGUGA
This is a messenger RNA of Emericellopsis atlantica, 1644 nucleotides long. RefSeq lists its product as uncharacterized. The record is from RefSeq and is a predicted model, not a curated record. The coding region runs from base 1 to 1644 and encodes 547 amino acids. The transcript has a single exon. NCBI's taxonomy places the organism in Eukaryota, Fungi, Ascomycota, Sordariomycetes, Hypocreales, Bionectriaceae.